Populus euphratica (Euphrates poplar) is the source of this 1504-nucleotide messenger RNA. Its product is annotated as homeobox-leucine zipper protein HAT22-like. The coding region runs from base 470 to 1348 and encodes 292 amino acids. Gene Ontology annotation, biological process: regulation of DNA-templated transcription. Lineage: Eukaryota; Viridiplantae; Streptophyta; Magnoliopsida; Malpighiales; Salicaceae. The record is from RefSeq and is a predicted model, not a curated record. The transcript has 3 exons. Gene Ontology annotation, molecular function: sequence-specific DNA binding; DNA-binding transcription factor activity, RNA polymerase II-specific.
GCUAAUAAUUGACACAUGUAAAGGGAAACACGCACCGAAAAGCAAGUGUUAAUAGUUACUUUUGGUACGUUAAUGGGUGGCGAAGGUCGAAGCGAAUCAUUCUCUUGAUGUGUCGCCCAGAAACCAUGUGAGCUGCUCCGCUCCUGAGAGAGUUUCCCAUGCUUGUUUGUCACGAUAAUGAUGGUGGCUAGCGGUGUUCAUUCAAAUGGUCAACCUUUGUAUAGAGAAAAAUAUGGUGUUUCAUGAUUUUCAUGCCCUCAGAUUCGAUUCGUUUCUUGAUCAAUUAUCACACCCUCCAACUCAACUCAUUCUCUUCCCAUUUCUCUCAGACGUAACCACACCACCCCUUCGCCCCCAACCCGAACACAAAUAAAAUCUCAGACGUACUCUCCCCAGCUGAUCCAUCGUUCCCUCUUCCUUUUCUAUUUCCUUCGUUUUAUAAGAGACUGCUCUUGCUUACAACCUAAUAAUGGGUUGUCUUGAUGAUGGGUGCACUACUGGCCUUGUUCUGGGGUUAGGCUUCGCACCUUUAACAGACCUAGAGAGGAGUACGUCAAAGCCAGGUGAUUACAGCAAUAGACUUAUAAGGCCUCAGAUUAAGCCAUCCCUCAAGUUUGACCACAACCCAUCAACGAGUACAAGUUUUGAGCUGUCACUUAGUUUGGUUCUUUCUUCUGAAACUUAUAGCCAUGCAGGUUCUCGCCAAAAGACCAUGGAUGGAGAGAAAGGUUGUGAGGAGUCUAUUGGUGCUCAUGAUCUGUUGUAUCGUCAAGCUUCUCCUGAUCAGAGCGCUGUUUCUUCUUUCUCUAGCGGUAGGGUUAAGAGGGAAAGCGACCUUGGCUGUGAAGAUAUAGAGGUAGAGAGGAUUUCUUCAAGAGUGAGUGACGAGGAUGAAGAUGGAACCAAUGCCAGAAAGAAACUUAGGCUCACCAAAGAGCAAUCUGCCCUUUUGGAGGAAAGCUUCAAACAACACAGCAACCUCUAUCCUAAGCAGAAGGAAGCUUUAGCAAGGCAGCUGAAUCUACGGCCGAGACAAGUAGAAGUAUGGUUUCAAAACAGAAGAGCCAGGACAAAACUCAAGCAAACUGAAGUGGACUGUGAGUUCUUGAAGAAGUGCUGUGAAGCACUAAAAGAUGAGAAUGGGAGGUUACAAAAGGAGCUACAAGAACUUAAAGCACUGAAACUGGCACAGCCCUUUUACAUGCACAUGCCAGCAGCUACUCUAACCAUGUGCCCAUCCUGUGAAAGAAUCGGUGGUGUUGGUGAUGGUGCUUCAAAGAGCUCCUUCUCAAUGGUUCCAAAGCCUGACUUCUAUAAUACCUUCACCAAUCCGUCAGCUGCAUGUUAAUGAAGUUGCCACGACAUAUAUAAGAGAGGAAUAAACAUAGCUUAUUAAUUACACCAACCCCACAAUCCAUCUGUUUUUUGGUUAAGGGCUUGUACUGAAAGAUUAGUGUAAGUAAUUAUUUUUUAGAAAAUAUUAAUUACGGAUAAAUUUCCCUUC